UGGGUGGGCGGGGCCGUCUUGGGAAGACGGAAGCCUCCAGUCUAGAGACGGACGCAAAACCCGGUUCUGGAUUACACGUUCUCCGGAGCGGAGAACCGGGAGACGGCAAGCGGGAAAACCUGGCGCCCGGAAGACCUUGCUUUCUUUGACGCAAAGGCUCGGGACUUAGCCGCCGUCUGCCGAGAGCCCGGCGAGAAGCGACCCCAGACGGAGCCUCCGGAACCCCUCCGCCCCGGAGCCUCGGUCCUCCCUGCCGCCGUCCUCGUGGCCAUGGAGUGUCCGCACCUCAGCUCCAGCGUCUGCAUCGCUCCGGACUCCGCCAAGUUCCCCAACGGCUCUCCGUCGUCCUGGUGCUGCAGCGUGUGCAGGUCCAACAAAAGCCCCUGGGUCUGUUUGACUUGUUCAAGCGUCCACUGUGGAAGGUAUGUGAAUGGUCACGCCAAAAAACAUUACGAAGAUGCACAAGUACCCCUAACCAACUAUAAGAAAUCCGAAAAGCAAGACAAAGCCCAGCACACAGUGUGUAUGGAUUGCAGUAGCUACAGUACAUACUGCUACCGCUGUGAUGAUUUCGUGGUUAAUGACACCAAGCUGGGACUAGUACAGAAAGUCAGAGAACACUUACAGAACUUGGAAAACUCGGCUUUCACAGCUGACAGGCACAGGAAAAGAAAACUUCUGGAGAACUCAUCACUAAACAGCAAGUUACUAAAAGUAAAUGGAAGUACCACUGCCAUUUGUGCAACAGGCCUUCGGAAUUUGGGCAACACAUGUUUCAUGAACGCUAUUCUCCAGUCUCUCAGCAACAUUGAGCAGUUUUGCUGUUACUUCAAAGAACUUCCUGCAGUGGAGUUAAGGAAUGGGAAGACAGCAGGAAGGCGGACAUACCAUACAAGGAGCCAAGGGGACAACAAUGUGUCUUUGGUAGAAGAGUUUAGAAAGACACUCUGUGCUUUGUGGCAAGGCAACCAGACCGCGUUUAGUCCAGAGUCCUUGUUCUAUGUUGUUUGGAAGAUCAUGCCGAAUUUCAGGGGAUAUCAGCAGCAAGACGCCCAUGAGUUCAUGCGCUACCUUCUGGAUCACCUCCACUUGGAACUCCAAGGUGGCUUCAAUGGGGUUUCCCGCUCCGCAAUUCUACAGGAGAAUUCUACUCUGUCUGCCAGUAACAAGUGCUGCAUAAAUGGAGCAUCUACUGUUGUCACGGCCAUCUUCGGAGGCAUCCUCCAGAAUGAGGUCAACUGCCUCAUAUGUGGGACAGAGUCCAGGAAGUUUGAUCCGUUCCUAGAUCUUUCAUUAGAUAUUCCAAGCCAGUUCCGAAGUAAGCGCUCUAAGAAUCAAGAAAAUGGACCAGUCUGUUCAUUACGAGAUUGCCUUCGCAGUUUCACCGACUUGGAAGAACUCGACGAGACGGAGCUGUACAUGUGCCACAAGUGCAAGAAGAAACAGAAGUCCACCAAGAAGUUCUGGAUUCAGAAACUCCCCAAGGUGCUGUGCUUGCACCUGAAAAGGUUCCACUGGACGGCGUACCUGCGGAACAAGGUGGACACGUACGUGGAGUUCCCUCUGCGGGGCCUGGACAUGAAGUGCUACCUGCUGGAGCCCGAGAACAGCGGCCCCGAGAGCUGCCUGUACGACCUGGCCGCCGUGGUGGUGCACCACGGCUCCGGGGUCGGCUCCGGACAUUACACGGCGUACGCCACCCACGAGGGCCGCUGGUUCCACUUCAACGACAGCACCGUGACGCUGACGGACGAGGAGACCGUGCUGAAGGCCAAGGCCUACAUCCUGUUCUACGUGGAGCGCCGGGCCCGCGCGGGGUCGGACAAACUCUAACCCGCCGGCCGCGCCCGCCGCCGGCCGCCCGGACAGACCUUUCCAGCCCACCGAUACUUGAUCCAGAUUUAACUUCAUCAUGCACUUUGCGGUCUCCUGUCUCGGGUUUAGUUCUGUCAGUUGUAGUGACUUACUGAAUACGGGCACCAACUAAUGGUGGUUGUUCUACCAGAAAACCUCAGCAGACGUUUCCAUUUGCUGCUUUACUUUAAUAAUUCAGUUUUUAUAUGUAGUUUCCAGAACUUAGUUCUGUUUGACUUUUUUUUUUUAUAUUAAUGAUUUUGGUUCUCACUUUGAGGCACAUUUACAGCAAUGCUUUUGAGUCCUACAUGCUGAGAGCAGCCUUGCCCGAGUGGGGGGAGGCCCAGCUGCUGGGGGCCAGGCCCGCCGACAAGUGGGGCGCCACGCCCAUGACACCCCCAGUGCCGAGGCUUCCCCGUCCGGGGACUCGGCCGUGUCCCGAGCGGCCGCUUCCUUCGGGGAGAGGAGGCGAGGGUUCGAGAAAGGCAGCCUGGCCCCCCUCUAGCCGAGGACUUGCCCCUUGUUUGGCCCGAG
Molecule: messenger RNA, 2388 nt
Organism: Perognathus longimembris pacificus (Pacific pocket mouse)
Lineage: Eukaryota; Metazoa; Chordata; Mammalia; Rodentia; Heteromyidae
Gene: Usp3
Product: ubiquitin specific peptidase 3
Exons: 15
Coding region: 271-1833 (520 amino acids)
Biological process (GO): protein deubiquitination
Cellular component (GO): cytoplasm
Molecular function (GO): cysteine-type deubiquitinase activity; zinc ion binding
Source: RefSeq, a predicted model, not a curated record